AUGGGGUCGAACUUUCAGACUUUAUCUGCUCAACCCCGUAUGGUGGGGAUGAUUGCUCUCCUUGCUUUUACAGGAUUGCUAGUCUUUAUGGUUUUCUUUAUCACGGCAACUAUGAACGCCAUUGUGAUCUCUCUUCUCAUGUUGUUAGCGGCUAUAGGCGGAUUCUUGGCUCUUUUUUUUGCCGUCCUAACAUCUAUUUAUAUUGGCGCUCUAUCAGUUGAUGUAUUUAUCAUUUCCACUACUACAACCAUAGCAAUUUUUGUUGUGAUUGUGGCUACAAGAGGCAGCAACGGAGGUUAUGAAGGCGAAAAUGAUAAUUUGGCUGUUGGAGCAGCGGCGGCUGGGGUGGUUUCUUCUCGAAGAAGGAGAGAGGAGAGGGUAGUGUUGCUGGAGCAUGAGGAAGGCGGUGCUAUGGCGGUUUGGGCUUUUGCGCAGCGGUGA
Messenger RNA from Capsicum annuum, 441 nucleotides. RefSeq lists its product as uncharacterized. The transcript has 3 exons. The record is from RefSeq and is a predicted model, not a curated record. Lineage: Eukaryota; Viridiplantae; Streptophyta; Magnoliopsida; Solanales; Solanaceae. The coding region runs from base 1 to 441 and encodes 146 amino acids.